AUGAAUCCUUGGAUCCGACAACUAGCACCACAAUACCCUCUAAUGGUUGACAAUAAUAAUAACAACACAUCGAAUAAUCCAGGGGCAAACAAUUCAGGCGGUGUUUUGGUCAACGAAAAUAACGGAUUUAAGAGAGACCAACGAACUCUGUUGCACCCUUUGAGCUCUACUCCUAGAAAUUCCGAGUCUUUGCCCGCCAAUUCAAAUACUGUCGCGAACGGUUACGGGUACCAGUUAUUUCAACCGUACGUACUCCAACCUUCCCCACACUAUCAGGCAUAUCAAAACGCACCCGCAAAUUAUAAUAUGCUUGCUCAGCAACAGCAGCAGCAGCAUCACCAACAGCAGGCUCAACAAGGCCAGCGACCGCAGGCUCAACAGACACCACAACAGGGACCCUAUCACUACCAGUAUAAUGUAUUAAGGUUAUCUCAGCCUACUGUCGGGUCACCCACACCGUCUAUCAACAGUUUGACUGGUAGUGCCAACAGUGCGAAUGGAUCAAAUGGUAUCGGCAACCAGAACGGUAGUGGUGUAACAAGUAACAGUACCCUAUCGUUCGGUAUUGGUCAGCCUAGCGACGGAUUAGGCUCGAAUAACAGUUCAAACUCUAGUCUAAGUAGCUCUUCUUCGACAAGCAAUAACAAUAGUACUGGAAGCAAGAGUGUUGCUACCACUACAAACAAUGGUACGACCAAAAAAACGCACUCGCCGCUCAUCUAUGACCUGCGGACAGUAGUCACACCACAUUCUCUCAUAUCAAUCAAUGAUCAGAAACCCGGUAAUGGUAGUAAUAACGGCAGAGGCUCAUUUGUCGCUGGGACGCCACGUUUGGCCAGGAAUGAUAGCACAUCGGAAGCACCUCCACCUCAACAGGUGAACGGUGCAAUGAAUCCAAAGCAUUACGCAGGGACAAACUUCAACAAUGGUAUGGGGAACAACAACAAUGGACAACGAAUGCUGAACCCGGCGCCAUUCCAGCAGCAGUUAUAUUCCAUCCCAAUGAACGGUCCAUACCAAUACCAACAGCAACGCCACCACUCUUAUUCUGGUGCAGUUAUCAAUAAUCCAACACCAGGGUAUUCACUAUCCAACAGUGCGUUAGCGACGUCAUCCAAAUUCCCAUUCGGCGACGAUGCCAAUGGUAAUGGCACUGAUAAUAUUCUUAAAAAGGGCACAGGGGCCAAUGACAUCACUGGUAUUGUGAAUAAUGGUACAAUACCAAGCGAGCAGGACACUUCGAACAAUAAACUGACGAUAACGACGCUGACAAAUUCCGAUAACUCUAGCCCGUCUAACUUUAUCCAUAAAUGUCAUCUUUGUGAGAAAUCGUUCAAGAGGAGAUCUUGGUUGAAGAGACAUUUGUUGUCACAUUCUGCAGAGAGACACUACCUAUGUCCAUGGUGUCUGAGCAGACACAAGAGGAAAGACAAUCUGCUUCAACACAUGAAGUUAAAGCAUUCAAACUAUCUCCUGGAUGAACUGAAAAACGCCAAUGUUAGUUUCAAUUGGGGGACAUAUGACGGUCAGAAUUCCACUGACUCUAUGCCCAAGACACUAUCUGGUUAUCCCGACUCCUCCAUCAAAAAGUUGCUCUAUCGAGGUAUUUUGAACAAAGAUGAUGUCAAAAGAGUCUUGAACAAGAUCAUUGAAAGAAGCAAUUGA
Huiozyma naganishii CBS 8797 is the source of this 1665-nucleotide messenger RNA. RefSeq names its product Mot3p (gene MOT3). Lineage: Eukaryota; Fungi; Ascomycota; Saccharomycetes; Saccharomycetales; Saccharomycetaceae. The transcript has a single exon. The record is from RefSeq and is a predicted model, not a curated record. Bases 1 to 1665 code for a protein of 554 amino acids. Gene Ontology annotation, cellular component: nucleus.